AUGGAAGGAGAGAACCAAAUUUGGGAUCUUAAAUGUCCCCUGAUUCCAUCGGGCCUGGAGCCAGUAACUGCAAAUUUCACUUCCCUUGAAGUUACAUCCGUUAAUGUCCCUCCGGAUUCUGCAAUAAUCGAAGCAGUUCAGGCUUCAAGUUCAACAGACAAAAUUGACUUGAGUUUCACUUUUGGCAAUGUAAGCCACCUUGACCAUGUGGAAAUGUACUUCACUGAACCAUUUCUGGAAAAUGGUGCUACCAGAUCAUUCAAUGUAAUUGUGAACAAUGAUUUCGUAAAUUCUACCAGCCCAGAAUAUCAGAAAUGUCUCAGCAUAUGGGCAAAUGCCCUGUCUCUCGAUGCUUUGAAUGUUCAGCUAGCACCAACUGAUGAUUCCACAUUGCCUCCAAUAAUAAGCGCCAUAGAAGUUUACACUAUUAGUGAACCUCUUGUCACUGCAACUACAUCACAAAACGACUUGGAUGGAUUAGGAGAGUUCGUUGACAACUUUGAACAGCUGAAGGGAUGGAGCGGGGAACCUUGUCUCCCUAAUGACACCAUCUGGCAAUGGUUAAACUGCAGCGGCGAUCAACCUCCAAGAGUAACUUCAAUAUAUCUCUCUGGAUAUGGUCUCCAAGGUUCUCUCCCAGAUUUCAGCCAAAUGGAUGCCCUUGAAAUAAUAGAUCUGCAUAAUAACAGACUUAAUGGCGAAAUUCCAGAAUUUCUUGGAAAGCUGCCUAACCUACGGCGACUUGACCUCCGUGAUAAUGAUUUUUCUGGCAAUGUUCCAGAAACUAUAACUGAUAACAGGCAAAUCAAAUACAUGAUAGAUGGGAAUGAGAAUUUAAAUCACCGAAAAAACAAAAAGGCUGAGAAAAUUGUGGCCUAUGUCCUUGCAUCAGUAAUAGGAGUGUUUAUUGGUUUUUACUGUGUUGGGAAAUAUUAUGAACAAAGACAAACUCCUCAAACUCAAGGACAAAUAGCACAAGUCAGAGUGGAGAAUACUCCAGAACCAUGGCCAACCUCUCGAGAACGACUGGAGGUUACAGUGCGGGAGACUGUGGAGGUAAAUCACGUCAACAUGAGAAGAUACUGA
Molecule: messenger RNA, 1086 nt
Organism: Durio zibethinus
Lineage: Eukaryota; Viridiplantae; Streptophyta; Magnoliopsida; Malvales; Malvaceae
Source: RefSeq, a predicted model, not a curated record